Lycium ferocissimum is the source of this 1226-nucleotide messenger RNA. RefSeq lists its product as uncharacterized. Lineage: Eukaryota; Viridiplantae; Streptophyta; Magnoliopsida; Solanales; Solanaceae. The record is from RefSeq and is a predicted model, not a curated record. The transcript has a single exon. The coding region runs from base 249 to 788 and encodes 179 amino acids.
UAGAUAGGUGAUAUAAGCGUUGAGUAUUUAUAGUGAUUAUUUUACCGUAGAUUUUAUUGGACCGUUAUAUAGUGUAAAAAUCCUUAUAUAUAAAGACCAUGGUAUACAAUAUAAAUGCAUAGACCAGCCAAGCUCCAAAACACAAAACAUAAUUCAUCAAUCAGUUCUCCUAUAUCCCCUUUGAGAUUUUUAGUUACUUCUUUUCACUUGGGACAUCAAGAGUGCAUAGGAAAAAACAAAGGACACAAAUGGAUGACUGUGGAAACCAGAUGAUUGAAACUACUAAAAGACCAAAUAUACACUUUGAAUUGAUAAGAAAAACUCUGCAAUUUCUAGUUCCAAUUUCUCUCAUAUCCUUCCUUCUCUCUUACACCUAUAAUUUCUCCUUCUUUUUCACCUAUAAUUUUAACUUGUCAACUCUUGUUUUCCCACUCUUUGCACACGUCUUUGAUAGGAAAUACAUAUUCUUACUAUGUAAUAGUAUCCUUGCAUUUCUUGCUAAGAACUUGAGUUGUAGUUCUUCUUCUCCUGAUGAACAAGAAGAUGUAUUAAUAAUGAAAGGUGAAUAUGAUGAAGAUAACAAGAAAGAAGUGGCUAUGAAGGGAGAAGUAGAAGAGAAUGAAGAAAAAGAAGUUGAAGAAAAACAAGAAACAGACACAACAGCAGAAGAAGGAGCAGAAGGAAAUGAAGAUAACAUGAGCAUAGAACAACUCAAUAGGAAGAUUGAAGAAUUCAUAAGGAAGAUGAAAGAAGAAAUUAGGACUGGAGCUAUACAUCCAAGGGUGUAGCCUAUAAUAUUGAAAGAGUUUUAAGUUUAUACAAACCGUUAUGGAGUUUUUACACCAACAGGUCAAUUUUUACAUGUUGUUAGUAGAUAAUUAGUUUUGUUUAUACAAUUAUAAAUCACAUAAUUAAGGAGGUUUACCUAUCAAUAUUCUCUGGGUGAUCUGAUAGUGUAUUUUUUUUUUUUUACGCUAAUAAUGUGUAUAAUUUAAUCUCUAUUGAAGAUCAAAGUCAAAUCUCAAUAGAGAUAAAAAUCAUAGCCGUUUCUUCUCAUCCAUCUAACUCAUGGAAGAUCAGAGUUCAAAUCUCCAUAGAUACAAAAUAACAAUGGUUUCAUCUCAUCUGUCAAAGCCCGUGAAUAAAGUUUUCUGAUAUUCAUGCUAUCAGGAGAUAUAUAAGUAUUCAAUGAAAUAUUUUAGAUCGCAAAUUAGUUCGAAUAUCAC